Messenger RNA from Podarcis muralis (Common wall lizard), 2454 nucleotides. RefSeq names its product divergent protein kinase domain 1C (gene DIPK1C). The record is from RefSeq and is a predicted model, not a curated record. NCBI's taxonomy places the organism in Eukaryota, Metazoa, Chordata, Lepidosauria, Squamata, Lacertidae.
ACAGGACCGACUUGCAUGUGCUCCUUCGAAAAGGAGAGCAUUCUGGAGUCGCCCCUUUCAAAGUGUCCAUCAACCAUCUCGAUUUGGGAAGGAACAGCGCUGCGGGAGGAGGCGCGCUCUGCCUGCCUCUCCCUCCUCGCGGGCUUCCUCCGCGUCGGCGAAAGUUUGCCGGGCGGGCAGGCGAGGAGGGGAGCCGCGCUGCUACCGUCCGAGGGACGCGGCAGACAAAAGGGAGGCGGACCUACGUGGCUUCCCCUCGAAAGGCAGCGCGGCUGCUCCGCCGACGACGACUGGUGGCCGCGGGCGACUGCGAGGCGGCGCGCUGGGAAGCAAGCGAGGAGCGCGGCUUCCCCGGAGGUCAGAUGCGCGCCGCGGGAGGCGCCCGCCGCCGGACGCGCCCGCCGCGCUCCGCCCGUGCGCUUGGCUCUUGGCUGCACGUUGCAAGCCGAGCGGGCGGUCAGGUCGCGCUGGAGACUUCGCAGGAAGCGGGGAGGCAGCCCGGGGCGCGCCGGCGUCGCUGAUGGAUCGCCGGGACUCUCCUGUCUGCUGCACGGGCUAAGGCGGGAAUUCCCUGCAGCAGCAGCAGCAACAGCAGCAGCCCGGACGAGCGGACGGAGUGUGCAAGGCAUGCCCGCCUUGAAGCGCCUGCUGAGAGCCAGGCUGGGCAGGCGCUGCUCCGCCGCCCUCUGCCUCUUCUGGGCGGCGUGCGGGGCGGCAGGGGGCGCCUUCUUCUUCUUAGCGCACAGCGGCGUCCUCCUCUCCGGGCGCUGCACCGACGAGCAGAGCCACAGGAUCCUGGCCAGGCUGUGCCUUGACUAUAGAAAAGGAGCCUUGACAGGAGACCUUUGCGAAGACUUGUGUGUGGCACAGAAGUUGAUAUACAAGCGCUGCCUUUAUUACGACAGAGGUAAGAAGGUCAUCCAAGCUGACUGGAGAGGCCGCCCAGUCAUCCUGAAAUCCAAAAAUGAAAUCUUCUCUAGCUACCACCACCUUGGCUUUCUGGAGGAAAUGGAACCACAGGGUAUUCCAGAGGCAGAGCUCCUCCUGAUGGUCGCUUUGGAGAUCAAGAAUGUUCUGGGUCUAGAACUUCCUAAUAACACUGUGGUGCCUUUGUGGACGAAGGGGAAGGGCCCACACUGGAAAGCGCAGCUGGCUAGCAUGUGGUCCCUACUCCAACAAGAAGAAUAUAUUUACUUCAGUGUGCUGCAAGACUUCAGUAAACAUGUCCUAAGGGUCAUUGGCUCCUGUGGCCACUUCUAUGCUGUGGAGUACCUGACCGCUGGGCAUACCUGGCAGAAAACUCUCUUUUCUGUGGAAGAUGCGGCUGGCGUUUCCUUUUCUGGGAUUAAAAGCAAGGCUAAGGCCAUCACUGAAAUUGCCAUCAGCUUCCUGGAUAUGGUAAAACAUUUUGACAAUGACUUUUCUCACCGGCUUCAUCUCUGUGACAUCAAGCCGGAAAACUUCGCCAUCCGAAGUGAUCUGACGGUGGUGGCUAUUGACGUAGACAUGGCUUUCUUUGAACCGAAAAUGAGAGACAUCCUUGAGCAGAACUGCACAGGCGAUGAAGACUGUAAUUUUUUUGAUUGCUUUUCAAAGUGUGACCUGAGGAGCAGAAAAUGUGGAGCAGAGAGAGCCAAUAACAACCUCCAAGUCAUCUGUGAAAAAAUAUUCCGUCCCUGGUUUUCUCUCAACUUCAUGGGAUCUGCUGUCUCCUUUCCCCUCCAGCUGCAGUUACAGAAGGCAGUGCAGGAUUGUGCAGAAGCCAGCACCAAGGACACUGGCCAUCAUCAGAGCCAUUCUUCACAUUCUCUUUCUGAGUUAUACCAUUUGCUUCGAGCCAGUCAAAAGGAACUUCAGAAAUCCAGUAGCUACCCUCAUCUAAUUCACCAAUGAUUACUAUUCAGGGAAGAAGGACUUUUUGUAUUUUUCUUCUUCCAUUCAAUAGAAUUAAUUUCCACUUAAUGACUUCUGACUGUGCUUUUCAAAACUGUGAUUUGAAGAGGUAGCGUGUUUAUUAUUAAUACUCUUUGAAAUGCAAAAUCAUUUUUAUUGGACUCUGUUUUUGCUUCAUUCCUGAACCCAUGCUGCUUCUCCCCUGCUGUUAUUUUGCAUUAUAUUGUUUAUCCAAAAAGCAGCAGCACCCGUCCAAACUAAUGUCUGACCCAAGGGUGGAACAACAUUGAAACUUCAGAUGUGCUUUGGAGAUGGAGAGGGGGGAGAACAGCUUUGUAAGAUUAAUUCAAGUUUGAAAAUAAAGAGCUGGGGUGGAGUGGUCACCUAAUUAAUGUUUUAUUCAAUAGAGAUUGUGUAGACUAAGAUCUUUGUUAGCAAGAAAGGGAAUGGAUAUUGGAACGAAGGAUACCGUAGUUUUCUCGCUGCCUGCCACCCAUCGCUAUUUAAGUCAAAAUAGACUAACAAUGUUAGUGGUUACAAUAAAACUGUUUCGCCCAUUGA